AUGAAAGACCCUCGGGCGUCGAAGCGGAGAAGAGUCUCCGAAGAACCCUCCGAAGACGGUGACGGAGACAUUGCAAUGGAAAGCGACGCUGCAUAUUCAUCUCCAGCGGCCGCUGACGACUCCGAAGAAGACGAAGACUACCGCGGACCCCGAAAAUCCGCCUCACGACGUCGAUCGACUCGAGGCGGAAACAACAAGGUACCGACCGGUCUAGAGGAUGAUAGUGCACAACAACCAGAAACACCCUCAAGGGGCACACGCUCAAGUGGUCGCCAACGCAAAACUCCUGCAAAGUACGAAGACGAUGCCCCGACUCCAUCUUCGACUCGCAGGGCAGCUGCCACACCACGAAGUACCCGGGCGACGAAGAGUGCAACAAAGUCGAAACAAAAGCCAGUGGCGGGCGACUCUGAUCUUGAUGUUGAGAUGGAGUCCCCGAAACCCACAGCUUCGGUUUCUAGGACGAGAUCUCGACGGAGUACUGCUAGAGGAAGGGCACAGCGCGGCGCAGAAAAUGAGGAACUCGACAGAUCCGCGUCACCGGAAUAUCAUGACGGUCUGGAUGAUCUCGUCGCGAUGCAACUUCAGCAAGAUCUUCAAAACCAGCCGGAGGCGCAAGAAGUUGUCGAGGUCAUCGAGGAAGAACCUCUUCCUGAGACCGUUCUGGAGAAACUCUCUGGCAAGCGACAGAUUCCCCUCCAUGGACUUGAAGCCGAAUAUAACAAAGCCAACCACCUGAUCGAACAGACCGUGACAGUUGGCGAGGGAAAUUCGAUGCUUCUUCUCGGCUCGCGUGGAUGCGGGAAAACAGCCAUGAUUGAAACGAUCAUUUCUUCACUUGCUAAAGAACACAGCAAUGAUUUCCAUGUCGUUCGUCUGAAUGGUUUCCUUCACACCGACGAUCGCCUUGCUGUUCGUGAGAUGUGGCGUCAACUUGGCCGUGAGACUAACACCGAGGACGACACUGCUAAGGUGAGCUCCCAUGCCGACACUAUGGCAACUUUAUUGGCUCUUCUGUCCCAUCCUGAAGAGUUGAAUGGGAACACUGUGACGGCGGCGAAGUCCAUUAUCAUCUUGCUGGACGAGUUUGAUCUAUUCGUCACGCAUCCCCGACAGACUUUGCUAUAUAACCUAUUCGAUAUUGCCCAGGCACGAAAGGCGCCUAUCGCAGUAAUCGGGUUGACCACCAAGGUUGAUGUAACCGAGAUGCUGGAGAAGAGAGUCAAGAGUCGGUUCAGUCAUCGAUAUGUCUACAUCCCCCUCCCAAGAACCUAUGAUAUCUUUUCGGACAUCUGCAAAGCGAGUCUGGAUUUGAACGAGGACGAAGCCCAGCAGAUCACAAACCUUCUUAACUCUGAGAAUACCGUUCUGGAUAGCAAUCGCUGGCAAACACUGCUUGGGGGGUGGAAUGAAUAUCUGAAGCACAUGUGGGAGGACAAAGACUUUCAAUUCCACCUCAAGAGGAUAUACAACCAGACCAAAUCCGUAAAGGAAUUUCUCACCAGCGCAAUCCUCCCCAUAACCGACCUCCACCUCAGCACCCACGGCAUCGACCAACCGUCCGUCAAAAUCCCAACACCCAAACACUUCAGCUCCCAAACCCUCUCUUGCCCCGACCCAGCCCCACUCCCAUUCUCAACAUCCGUCUCAGCCUCAUCAAGCUCCUCGUCCCUCCCACUGGCCCUACUAGUAGCCGCCACCCGCCUGGCCGCUCUGUUCGAUCCUGGAAACGAAGGCAUGCAAGCCCAGAGUCUGUCACCACUGGCGCUCUCUUUCCCCGCAGCUUAUGCGGAAUAUGUGCGACUCCUCACUUCCGCUAAGACUUCUGCGUCUGUUUCUGGCGCGGCGGCUACGGCUGGUCGGGUCUGGGGGAGAGAUGUUUCGAGAGAGGCGUGGGAGAAAUUGGUUACUUGGGGUCUUGUUACUCCUGUUGGUUCUGGGAAUGGUACUGCUGAUGGACAGAUGUUCCGGGUUGAGAUUAGUUAUGAGGAGGUUAUUGAUAUGGCUGGUUCUGGUGGCUCAUUGGGACAAUGGUGGCGGGAUGGUUGA
This is a messenger RNA of Penicillium cosmopolitanum, 2049 nucleotides long. Its product is annotated as origin recognition complex subunit 4. Lineage: Eukaryota; Fungi; Ascomycota; Eurotiomycetes; Eurotiales; Aspergillaceae. Gene Ontology annotation, molecular function: ATP hydrolysis activity; DNA replication origin binding; ATP binding. The record is from RefSeq and is a predicted model, not a curated record. Bases 1 to 2049 code for a protein of 682 amino acids. The transcript has 4 exons. Gene Ontology annotation, biological process: DNA replication initiation; DNA replication. Gene Ontology annotation, cellular component: nucleus; nuclear origin of replication recognition complex.